Messenger RNA from Globicephala melas (long-finned pilot whale), 2445 nucleotides. It is a transcript of the gene CLIC4, whose product is annotated as chloride intracellular channel 4. The record is from RefSeq and is a predicted model, not a curated record. NCBI's taxonomy places the organism in Eukaryota, Metazoa, Chordata, Mammalia, Artiodactyla, Delphinidae.
CGGGCUGUCCUCUUUCCUCACGGAGUCCCGAGACGCCGAGCUUUGGCCCCGCCCCCAACGGGGCCCCGCCCCCGCUACUCCGCCCAGCGACUUGAAAAGGCUGGGGCUGCGGCUCACUUAAGAGUCGCGCGCUGGGCGUGGGGCGGUGCUGAAGAAUAGAUCCUGAGGCGCCGAGGCUGAGGCGAGUUAGACGCCGGGAGUGUCCAGGGAGGCGCUGCGCGACAGGAGUCCGUAGCUAGAGCAGCCCCGGAGCAGAAGCAGCUGCCGCCGACCGCGGAGUCCAGCCGAACCGGCCAUGGCGUUGUCGAUGCCGCUGAACGGGUUGAAGGAGGAGGACAAAGAACCCAUCAUCGAGCUCUUCGUCAAGGCUGGCAGUGAUGGUGAAAGCAUAGGAAACUGCCCCUUUUCCCAGAGGCUCUUCAUGAUUCUUUGGCUCAAAGGAGUUGUGUUUAGUGUCACAACUGUUGACCUGAAAAGGAAGCCUGCAGACCUGCAGAACUUGGCUCCGGGGACCCACCCACCAUUUAUAACUUUCAACAAUGAGGUCAAAACGGAUGUAAAUAAGAUUGAAGAAUUUCUUGAAGAAGUCUUAUGCCCCCCCAAGUACUUAAAGCUUUCACCAAAACACCCAGAAUCAAAUACCGCUGGAAUGGACAUCUUUGCCAAAUUCUCUGCAUAUAUCAAGAAUUCAAGGCCAGAGGCUAAUGAAGCAUUGGAGAGGGGUCUCUUGAAAACACUGCAGAAACUGGAUGAAUAUCUGAAUUCUCCCCUCCCCGAUGAAAUUGAUGAGAAUAGUAUGGAGGACAUUAAGUUUUCCACACGUAAAUUUCUGGAUGGCAAUGAAAUGACACUAGCUGAUUGCAACCUGCUGCCCAAACUGCACAUUGUCAAGGUGGUGGCCAAAAAAUAUCGCAACUUUGAUAUUCCAAAAGGAAUGACCGGCAUCUGGAGAUACUUAACUAACGCAUAUAGUAGGGAUGAGUUCACCAAUACCUGCCCCAGUGAUAAGGAGGUUGAAAUAGCAUAUAGUGAUGUAGCCAAAAGACUUACCAAAUAAAAUAACACUUACGAGAGAGAUGUCUUCACAUCUUCCCCUAAGAACAUGCUUUUCCUAACAGACUGCUCCUCUUCCUAUAAAAUAGAAACUUUAUUUUGCACAAACAUGCAGUUAUUCCAGAUUAGGAUAAAGGAUAGACAAGGUAUAGUAGCUAUCUUUAAAUAUAUACUCCUAAGCAGUAUUAUUUGAAAAUUCUUUUACCCUGCCUACCUCCCCUACCCCGUAUCCUCCUAAUUUGGAGACACUCCAUAAAAACUUUUCACUUUAAAGGCAGUUUGCCAUCUCUCUAGAGCCCUCACCACUGUCUCCAUUCACUGUGUACAGAUGGCAGAACUUUUGAGGUGCACUGUUUAACUGUUAAAAUAGUAACCACAACCUCAUCAGGCCCAAACUGGUGCAUAAUGCACGGUACAAGGAAUAUUUAUGUAUUUUUGGAAUUUUAUAAUAUUUAGUAAGAGUAUAUGAAAGGAUUGCUACUGUAUCAAAAUAUUGUUUCAAUUUAGUCUAUCCUGGAUAUGUACUAAAGGAUGUUACCACCAGAGAAGAGAGCCUUCUCCAGAAAGUCACUACAGAUAUUGCUAUGUUGCUUUGUAUGUGGAUUUUUACUUUUGCCUAAACGCAUUUAUCCUUCAUAUCAAUUAUAAUAUCUGACACUACGUAGAAGCUAAAAGUCUAGCGGGAGGAACAAUAUUUGCAAGAUCUUCUUCAAGCCUUUUAUGCAUAUAAGAGAAACCAAUGGGCACACGAUACUCUCUGUCUAAAUAUGUUACUGGUUAUAUGUAUUUUGCCCAGUGCCAUUCAUUUGGAACAUUAUUACUUUCUUCCUUUAUUUUAAAAAUACUCCUUUUUUUAGGUAGGCCUCGGCCUUGCUGUUUGUAGAUCGUUUGAGCAACACUACGUACACUGAUAUUUAGUUGAUUUAGCUGUAGCAGUACAAUGGUUAGUAAUGUAAAAACUAACCUAAGGAAUGUAGUGUGGGUUUGUCAAAAUAUCAAGUAGAAUUUUGUUUCUAAAGCACAUUUAAUGUGGAUAAUCUAAAGACUGCAUUAUCCAUCCUAUAUUAAAAACAAGAUAAAACACAUAGAUUACCACUCCACCCCCAUUUACUGUUAGACUUUGGGGAGAGGAUGGCUCACUUCUUUUGGACUAAACUAUAGUUGUGAUGGUGACUACACAUUGACUGCAGUUUUGCCUAAUCUCAAUCAUUGCACUUCCUUCAGUUAAAUUUUCCUACAGCCACAUUGAGGAAUAGCAGUCUUCAUGUUUGUUUGUUUCUUAAAUUGAAGUCCUAAACCAGGAAUUGUGUUGUAACAAGGGAGGAUGAACUUGGUGAAAAUAAAACAAAAGUUUGCUAUGUAUUUAUUCAUUAAAAAAAAAAAAAAAGACUU